AUGGCACCUUAUGUUCAAGAAUUAAGUGGAACCGAUGUGCUCUCUCAAGCUCCCCUCCAUUUUAAGAGCGCGAUGUUGAACCAUGACCAGAUCAUAAAGCCUGUCGCGGAUGAUUUCAUGUACGACUUCAAGUACAACCACCCUCUCCCUACCACGGAUAUGUUAGGGGUUAAAAUCCCCACCGAUUGUGAUUCUCGGAAAGAGGCCGAGGGAAUCGUCGCCCGUCUCUCUAAAGCCACAUCGGAGGAGGACGCGCAAUCAUUUGCUGAACUGUUUCUCGAUUCUGGCGUUUGGCGUGAUAAGCUCUCAUUCACCUGGGACUUCCGUACUUUCAACUUCAAAGAUACCAUCCUCAAAGCCGCUGCCGAUCUUUUGUCUCAAACCAAGGCUAGAAAUUUCGAGUUUCUCGACCCUGCACCCUCGGUGUCUCAUCCUUACCCCGAUUUCUCGCAACUACAAUUCGUUGUGUCUUUCGAGACCGAGAUCGUUCUCGCUUCUGCCGUUAUCAAUGCGGUCCUCACUCAGGAUGGUUGGAAAAUUUACACCAUGCACACUGUUGCCGAAACACUCAAACAAUUCCCUGAACAGGCUGCGCCAGAUGGACAUAUGACCGGCAUCACCAGCUGGGAGAGUCAGAGAUCCGAGGCCAUCAACACAGUUGACCCAGAGGUAUUGAUCGUCGGUGGUGGACAAAAUGGCCUUGCUAUGGCGGCACGCCUCAAAGUUCUCGGUAUGGACAGCUUGAUUAUCGAGCGCAGCGACGAAAUCGGAGAUGUCUGGAAGAAGCGUUACGAGUAUCUCUCAUUGCACUUCCCACACUGGCCAGACAACUUGCCAUAUUUCAAAUACCCUCAGCAUUGGCCCACUUACACCCCAGCUCAGAAGCAGGGUCUCUAUAUGAAGUGGUAUGCAUCUGCCCUGGAGCUCAAUGUCUGGACCAAAUCAGAGGUUGUGAAAGCCGACCAAGAUAACGAGGGCAAAUGGACAGUUAUGAUCAGCAAGGAGGGCAAAGAGACACGCACACUACGCCCCAAGCAGCUUAUCAUGGCCACAUCACUAUGCGGUGUCCCUUCUAUGCCGGCUGUUCCUGGCAUGUCUGACUUCCGAGGCGAGAUCCGACACUCCAGUGCGCACAAGAGUUCGCGUGACUUCGUCGGAAAGAAGGUCUGCGUCGUCGGUACCUCAUCCUCGGGAUUCGAUACAGCAUACGAGUGCGCUCGUCUGGGAAUCGAUGUCACUCUUCUCCAGCGAUCACCGACUUACGUUAUGUCAUUGACCCAUUCCGUCCCCCGCAUGCUUGGAAUUUACGCACCCGACAAGAAUGGAAAUCUCCCAGACACUGAAGCCAUGGAUCGAAUCAACUUCUCUACGCCAGUUGGACCUAGUGAGGAACUGGCAAAACGCACCGCGAAGACCCUUGAGGAACUUGACAGGCCCCUGUUGGAAGGUCUCAAUGCUCGUGGUCUGCGAACAUGGCGUGGCCAGCGCGAUACUGGCAAUUCUACCCUUGGUCAGACGCGGAAUGGUGGAUUCUAUUUCGAUGCUGGUGCCUGCGAAGAAAUCAUCAACGGCAAUAUCAAAGUGGAGCCUGGUUUUAUUCAGGAGUUCACUGAAGAUAAAGUCAUCCUGAAUGGCGGACGCGAGAAGGAAUUCGACCUUGUUGUCUUUGCUACCGGGUUUUCCAACACGAUCGACUCCAUUCGCGCCACUCUCGGUGAGAAAAUUGCCAGAAAGUGCGGACCUAUUUGGGGUAUCGAUGAAGAAGGCGAGUUUAAGACAGUCUACAAGGAGACGGGAGUGCCCAACAUGUGGAUUAUGGUUGGUUUCCUUCCAAUGACCCGGUAUGCCUCUAAGUUACUGGCUUUGCGGCUCAAGGCCCUCAAGGAAGGCAUUUCCCCUCCACCUUACAAGAUUUAA
Penicillium manginii is the source of this 1917-nucleotide messenger RNA. RefSeq names its product flavin-containing monooxygenase. The transcript has 3 exons. The record is from RefSeq and is a predicted model, not a curated record. Gene Ontology annotation, molecular function: monooxygenase activity; flavin adenine dinucleotide binding. Bases 1 to 1917 code for a protein of 638 amino acids. NCBI's taxonomy places the organism in Eukaryota, Fungi, Ascomycota, Eurotiomycetes, Eurotiales, Aspergillaceae.